AGCCUUCGGGUGGGAUCGCCCAACCCGGGUUUACCUGCAAAAAUGCAGUUCCCGGGAUUCCUUCGCAUCGCCUCUUCCCUCGGGUGACUCGAGAGACUGCUGUGUUACAGAAGAGGAUGUGACUUUCAGAAUAAUCCUGAAUGAGAAGGAUGAGUCCAGAUGUGCCUCUGCUGAAUGAUUACAAACAGGACUUCUUUCUGAAGCGCUUUCCGCAGACUGUUCUUGGAGGCCCUCGUUUCAAAUUAGGCUAUUGCGCCCCUCCUUACAUAUAUGUUAAUCAAAUUAUCCUUUUUCUGAUGCCAUGGGUUUGGGGUGGACUAGGAACACUCUUGUACCAGUUGGGCAUUUUGGAAGACUAUUACACAGCAGCACUUUCAGGUGGACUAAUGCUUUUCGCUGCAUUUAUCAUCCAGUUCACAAGUUUAUAUGCCAGAAACAAAUCGGUGACAGUAGAAAGAAUGCUAACCACAGAUAUCUUAACAGAGGAAGAUGAACAUGACUUUACAAGUUGUGCUGGUACUGAGACUAUCAAAUUUCUAAUUCCUGGCAAGAAAUAUAUAGCCAAUACAGUUCUUCAUUCUUUUCUUGCUGGGUUAAUGUGUGGUCUUGGAACCUGGUAUCUGCUCCCAAAGAGAAUAUCCCUGCUGUAUGGCAGUACAGGAGGCACUGUUCCACUGUUCGCCUUUGGAUGGAUGACAUUAUGUAUCGGAGAAUAUUCAUUAAUUGUAAACACAGCCGCAGAGACUGCGACUUUCCAACCCCAGGAUACUUACGAAAUCACUCCUCUUAUGAGACCUCUUUAUAUUUUUUCCUUUGUUUCUGUAGAUCUUGCACACAGGUUUAUGGUAAAUAUACCAGCUCUAGAACAAGUGAAUCAGAUUUUACACAUCUUGUUUAUAUUUCUACCCUUUCUGUGGGCACUCGGGACUCUGCCCCCACCUGAUGCACUUUUCUUAUGGGCAAUGGAGCAAGUUUUAGAGUUUGGCCUUGGAGGCUCAUCUAUGUCAACGCGCCUACGGUUAUUACUAAUGUUCAUCAUUUCUGCUGGAACAGCUGUAACAUCAUAUUUCAUUCCCAGCACUGUUGGUGUGGUUCUUUUCAUGACGGGACUUGGGUUCUUACUGAGUCUUAACCUAAGUGACAUGGGUCUUGCCUUCAAACACAGUGUGACUAGACACAGAGUUGGAACCAAAUCUAAGCCUUUACCCAGUGAUUCAGAAAAACAGUUUACUUGGAAGGAAUGCCUUUUCUACAUCAUCAUAUUAGUCUUGGCUCUCAUAGAAACUAGUUUGCUGCAUCAUUUUGCUGGUUUCUCACAGAUUUCCAAAAACAGUCCUCAGGCUAUUGUUGGCUAUGUUUUGAUGAUACUGCUUAUAAUACUGUGGAUACUUAGAGAAAUUCAAAGUGUCUGUAUCUUUGGAAUUUUCCGAAACCCUUUCUAUCCAAAGGAUGUGCAAACUGUGACUUUAUUCUUAGAGAAGCAAACAAGGCUUGUGAAGAUUGGUGUUGUCAGAUGGAUUUUGCUAAAUCUAGUGUCACCCUUUGCUAUGAUCGCAUUUCUUUCAUUGGACAGUUCCUUACAGGGGCUCCACUCUGUGUCUGUUUCCAUUGGAUUCACGAGAGCUUUUAGAAUGGUGUGGCAGAAUACAGAAAAUGCUUUAUUGGAGACAGUCAUUGUAUCAGUAGUACACUUGUUGAUCUCUAGUAAAGAUGUGUGGUGGAACAGAAGCCUGGAUACAGGAAUCAGACUCUUACUGGUUGGUAUCAUGCGUGAUCGUCUGAUUCAGUUCAUCUCUAAGCUGCAGUUUGCUGUGACCAUACUUUUGGCAUCGUUGACUGAGAAAAAACGUCGAAAGUCAACCACCACUUUAUGUAUACUCAACAUUGUCUUCUCUCCGUUCGUGCUGGUCUUCAUCGUUUUCUCUACACUGCUCUCCUCUCCCUUACUCCCCCUCUUCUCCCUUCCUUUGUUCUUGGUGGGCUUUCCCCGACCUGUUCGGAUUUGGCCAGGAGCAGUGGGCGCCACAGCCUGCGUGUGUGCAGACACAGUGUACUACGCCCACAUGGUCCCAAGUCUGACCGCCGCACUGCAGGCUGCAAUGGCCAGUGGGAGUUUAGGUCUCCUCUUACCUGGGUCUCAUUACUUGGGCCGUUUUCAGGAUCGUUUAAUAUGGAUAAUGAUUCUAGAAUGUGGUUAUACUUACUGCUGUAUUAACGUUAAGGGGUUAGAAUUGCAAGAGACAUCCUGUCAUACUGCUGAAGCUCAAAGAGUUGAUGAAGUUUUUCAAAGUGCCUUUGAAGAAGAAUAUUCAAGAAUAUGUUCUAUUAAUGAACACUUUGGAAAUGUCUUGACACCCUGUACUGUUUUGCCAGUAAAACUCUAUUCUGAUGCCAGGAACGUUCUAUCUGGCAUAAUCGAUUCUCAUGAUAAUUUAAAAGAAUUUAAAGGUGACCUUAUUAAAGUACUUGUGUGGAUACUCGUCCAGUACUGUUCCAGAAAGCCCAGCGUGCAGGAGGUUGUUCACAAAACUGAAAAUAAAGGGAAAGCAUCUCUAAUAAUCCUGCCUGCUUUGAAUGCUUCACCACAAACCCAAUCCCCAGAAGACACAGAUAGUUUAAAUUCAGAAAUUUUGGAUGAUUGGUCUGAUGAUAAUGUUUUUGGUGAUGAGCCAACUAUCGGAAAAGAAGAAAAAAAUCAAUUAAAAGUUGUAUCAGGUAUAAAUUUGCCUAUUCCAGGGUCAGUAGAAUCACAGGGGGUUGGUGAUCAUUCUAUAGGCACAGUUCCUGAAAACAGUCUUUACGAGUCAGUUAUAUUGGGAUACCCUGUUGUUGACAAAGGAAAACAAAAAGAUGUGGCGUGUAUCCCUCUCAUGGAAUUCAGUUGUUCUCAUUCUCACUUGUUAAGCUUACCUGAAGAGUGGACAUCUAACUGUUUGCCUAAUUCCAAAAUGAGGGAGAUGAGCUCAUUAUUUCCAGAAGAGUGGUACCAAUUUGUUUUAAGGCAGUUGGAAUGUUUACAUUCAGAACAAAAUGCUUCAAAUGUACUGGAAGAAAUUGCAAAGGACAAAGUUUUAAAAGACUUCUAUGUUCAUGCAGUAAUGACUUGUUAUUUUAGUUUAUUUGGAGUAGACAAUAUGGUUCCCAGUCCUGGUCAUAUAUUGAGAGUUUACAGUGGUGUUUUGCCUUGGUCUCUUGCCUUGGAUUGGCUCACAGAAAAGCCAGAACUGUUCCAGCUAGCACUGAAAGCUUUCAGGUAUACUCUGAAACUAAUGAUUGAUAAAGCAAGCUUAGGUCCAAUAGAAGACUUUAAAGAGCUGAUUAACUGCCUUGAAGAAUAUGAAACUGACUGGUACAUUGGUUUGGUAUCUGAUGAAAAGUGGAAGGAAGCAAUUUUACAAGAAAAACCAUACUUGUUUUCUCUGGGAUAUGACCCUAAUAUGGGAGUUUACACUGGGAGAGUACUUACCCUUCAAGAAUUGUUGAUCCAAGUUGGGAAGUUAAAUGCUGAAGCUGUUAGAGGUCAGUGGGCCAAUCUGUCAUGGGAAUUGCUUUAUGCCACAAACGAUGAUGAGGAGCGAUAUAGUAUACAAGCUCAUCCACUACUUUUAAGAAACCUUACGGUACAAGCAGCUGAUCCUCCCCUGGGAUAUCCAAUUUAUUCUUCAAAACCUCUUCCCAUACAUUUGUAUUAG
Messenger RNA from Odobenus rosmarus divergens (Pacific walrus), 3692 nucleotides. RefSeq names its product pecanex-like 4 (Drosophila) (gene PCNX4). The transcript is spliced from 11 exons. NCBI's taxonomy places the organism in Eukaryota, Metazoa, Chordata, Mammalia, Carnivora, Odobenidae. Gene Ontology annotation, cellular component: membrane. Bases 141 to 3692 code for a protein of 1183 amino acids. The record is from RefSeq and is a predicted model, not a curated record.